UCCCCGUUCUCAUCCUUUAGCCUGUGGAGCCAAUUUUUCCUUUGCCUACGAGUAGCUAAUCUUCAGACCUCGCAUCGUUUACUAUCACGCCCUGAAGAUUAGCUACUUAAUUAUCAGAUUGCGAAAAGCCCUAAAAGAAUUACGAACGGCUACAAUUAGAAGAUUAGCUACCAAUUAGAGGAUUAUGGACGGCUAAGAUUAAAACUUCAUUCUCUUUUUUCUUCAAAUAUUAGGGUUUUCCAGUGAGAUUAGGGUUUUCUUAUCCUUAUAGGAUUUGGUUUUGAAUUGUCUAUAAGUACAAGGGAGGCCACGUUCGUUUUCAGACAUCUCAUCAAUUCGCAUCAGACAAAGCACUAUUCUUUGCCCUAACUGUUUAGAGUCUCAGUUCCAUAGGCCGCAAGAAACCAGAAUUACCUCAGUCAAUCUAUCCAUCAAAAUCACAAGGACACGAUCCAGCUGCGACUUCAUGGACGCAGUAAAUAAUGAUUUCUGAAGGCUACCUCAGCGAUUCAUCUGAUGACGACUUUGUUGAUGCUGCAGACUACAGCAGAGAUUCAUCUGAUUCUGAAGAUGUCGGUGAAUCCUUUGCAGACUAUAGCAGUAGUUUUUCUGAAGACCAUAGUAGUAAUUCUUCUGAAGAUCAUGUCAGUGAUUCCGACUUCUAUGGCGGAUAUAUUGAAGAACUUAGUAGGAAUUCUUCUGAAGAUCAUGUCACUGAUUCCGGAUUCUGUGGUGGAUAUGUUGAAGAACUUGGUAGUAAGCCCGAAGAGCCUGGCAGCAAUCCUGAAGAACCUAGCAGUAAUUCUAGUUCCUUUGAGCAGCUUUACCGCUGUUACCCUGUUUCCGUCCUCAACAAGGAACAUCUCGAAAAGGGCGAUAAAAUCAUAAUGCCCUUGUCAGCCCUCGAUCGCCUUUUGUCGAAUUCACAGGUCAAUUACCCCAUGUUGUUUGAACUCAGUAAUCCCGGUAAUUCUGGACGAGUUGCUCACUGUGGGGUGUUGGAAUUUGUUGCCGACGAGGGCCUAACGUUUUUACCCCACUGGAUGAUGAAGAAGUUGCUUUUGCAAGACGGCGAUCUUGUUCAGGUGAAAAACAAGAGCCUUGUGAAGGGAACAUACAUCAAGUUGCAGCCGCACACCAUGGAAUUUCUUGACGUCUCAGACCCGAAAGACGUCUUGGAGACUGCACUGAGGCGCUACUCUUGUUUAGCCACUGGUGAUACCUUCGUGGUCCCUUAUAACAAUAAGGAGUACUACAUCGACGUAAUUGAAACAAAGCCGUCCCCUGCAAUCUGCAUAAUUGAUACCGACUGCGAGGUUGAUUUUGCCCCUCCACUUGAUUACGUGGAGCCCCAAAAGCCGUCAGUGCCAUCUACUCAGUCUAAGGAGAGACCGACAGAAGCCAAAAAGGAUGAAGAACUGUCUGAGAAGAUACCGAAAUUCAUCCCCUUUACCGGUUCAGCAAGAUGAUUGGAUGGAAAACCGGCAUUGGACCAAUCGGUUGCACCGGUUUCCUCUACUGAAUUUCUCGGACAGAACCAGCAGGAGAGUGAGAAUGGAACCAAGGGCUCUAUGUCAUCAACUUCUGCGUCAACGGGUCGACCUAAUGGAAAGCUUGUGUUUGGUAAAAUUGGUUCAAAUGCCAACCAUCCCACGAAUGAAACCCCAAAAGUUGCCCCAGAGAAGAGCAGCCAAGAGCAGUCUCAGAUGGCCGAAAAGCCAAAAUUGCAAGCAUUCACAGGGAAGAAGUAUACACUACAAGGAUGAAGUUACGGAAUGUCUCCUUCGUCUGUUCUUUCGUAAGAUGGCUACGGGUGAAGGCUUGUGUAACAAGUAAAAUCCAGAUAAAAUUGUUUCCUUUAUACGUAAGUGUAUAGUCUGGAGACUAGUAUAACCCAAUCUACUUUAUGAACAUGUUUUAUCAUA
Molecule: messenger RNA, 1925 nt
Organism: Pyrus x bretschneideri (Chinese white pear)
Lineage: Eukaryota; Viridiplantae; Streptophyta; Magnoliopsida; Rosales; Rosaceae
Product: ubiquitin recognition factor in ER-associated degradation protein 1-like
Exons: 1
Coding region: 483-1469 (328 amino acids)
Cellular component (GO): VCP-NPL4-UFD1 AAA ATPase complex
Molecular function (GO): polyubiquitin modification-dependent protein binding
Source: RefSeq, a predicted model, not a curated record